AUGGUUACGCUUGCGGGGCUGGUGGGGGCUGCGAUAAGCGCGUGGCUCAUCAGCGAAGGGAUGCUGUGGAUCGGCGGCGUGGUGAUGCUGUUCGCCGGCAUAUUGGACCUGUUCGAUGGCGCGCUGGCGAGAAGCACCGGGCGGGAUUCGCCGUUUGGCGCGCUGCUGGACUCGGUCGUCGAUCGCGUGUCGGAAAUCGUCGUGCUGCUGGGGCUGCUGAUUUACUACGCGCGCGGCGACUCACUGGAGGGCACGGUGCUGGUGUACCUUGCUGUCGACUGCAAAGUAGGCAUAAUGACGCGGCCGGAGCGGGUGGCGGCGCUGGGGAUUGGCUUGAUUGUGGGGCACUGGGUGCCAGUGGUGAUCCUCAUUGUGCUGGGCGUGAUUGCGGGGCUUACGACUCUGACGACGGUGCAGCGACUGAUUCAUACGGGGCGGGAGUUGGGCGAAGGCUAA
Molecule: messenger RNA, 456 nt
Organism: Geodia barretti
Lineage: Eukaryota; Metazoa; Porifera; Demospongiae; Tetractinellida; Geodiidae
Source: the annotation of a GenBank genome assembly